Molecule: messenger RNA, 2411 nt
Organism: Cuscuta epithymum
Lineage: Eukaryota; Viridiplantae; Streptophyta; Magnoliopsida; Solanales; Convolvulaceae
Source: the annotation of a GenBank genome assembly
CUGUUGUAGGCUGAAGUAGCUGGUUGGGUUCACAUUUCCAUUUCUUUCAUCGCCACUCUGUCUUUUACGCUUCUCUCUCUCUCUCAUCCUUUCCGCCAGUUCAUCACAAUCCUUCUACAUUACUAGUAGAUUUGCUGUAUUCAUUGAAUUCUCGCUGAAAGUGUGAUCGAUUGCUUCCUCACCGUGUUGUGCCGGUGGGUGGGGGUUCACGGGGAGCUUCCGGUCCGGCGAUUUCACCCUCGGCGGACGCGGCUCCCAGGAGAAUGCGAAUUCGAUUUCUAGGCCUUUGGACGGCUUGGCCUUCCUUCAUGCGUGAUUCCAGUGGUGGGAACUGAGUUUAGUUCUCCCUUCUCAAAGCUACUUUCGUUUAUUAAUUUGUUUUUCUGGUGUGAUCAACUUUACGGCGCGGUUCCACAUUGCGGCGGGAUAGUUUAGGGUUCUUAUCUAGAAGCAAGGGUUUCUUCGAGGUGAAAUUUGCUGCCUUUAAGUUGAGGUACCCGUGAAAAGGAAAGUAAAAUGUGUUCGCUUCUUCGGUUGUUCGUCGUGGCUAUUUCUUUCCAUUUUUUGCUCUGAUUUUCGGAUCUCAACCACAUUAAAGACACAUUGUUUCAGUAAUUAAAGUGGCUCAAGCAGAUAAUUGAGGGGCUCUGAUUGCAAUUUUAGUUCAUUGGCGACUGACUAUACGAGGUUAGGGGUCUGGAUUUGAUCUUUAGUCGCUUAAAGGGAAAAGGGUUCCUAAACUUGCGACUUUACAACAGUUUAAAGCAUUGGCCUGUCUCUCUUUAUUUAUUAUCUGGAGAAUUAAUUCUUCUUUUUGUGAUAAACAUUUACCGUUCUGUUUGGCCAUUAGAAUCUGAUUCUUCUACGGAUAUUCUGAAUUUGAAGCCCUAAAGCAGGUCAAUUGUCAUUGUGAAGUUUCUUCAUCAAUUGAGGUAAUACUAUAACAGCUAUUCCAGUCAAAAUUUUGCUUCUCUCAUCAGUCUGCAUCCAAAAAAGAUCUUGUUCACUUUGCUGAUUCAUCCACAUUGAGUGUGGGGGUUAUAAUUGGUGGUUGUUAUUGGAUUGUAUUCUGAAGCCUUCCUUCCAUGGGGCUUCUGGGAGGUCUUUCAAUCCAAUUUCUCAUAUGGUUUUUCUGGUUGCCACAAUUAGCUAGUGCUCAGCUACCUGCUUCCUCACGUGCUCUAGAUGCACUCCUCCAAGACUAUGCUUACCACGAUGCAUUUGGUCAACGCCCCAAGACAGGUGUGGUUUAUGACGGAACUGCCCCUUCAAAUCUAACAGGGAUUAAGGUUUCUGUGUUGAGGCUUAGGAGUGGUAGCUUAAGGAGGAGAAGUGUGACUUAUAAAGAGUUUGAGUUACCUGUUGGUGUUGCAGGGUACCCUUAUGUCACAAGGCUUGCCUUAGUCUAUCAGAACUUGGGAAAUUGGUCUCUCAAGUACUAUCCUUCACCAUCCGGAUACAUUUAUUUAUCACCUGUGAUUGGUCUUCUUGCAUAUGAUGCAUCAAACCUGUUCGCCACAAACUUGCCAGAGUUGAAUCUCACGGCGACAGGUAAUCCCAUUUCCAUAAGGUUUCCAGAGGUGAAGUCAAUACCCGGUGGUUCCACUCCCAAGUGUGUCUCAAUUGAUCUGAAUGGCUCUUUUAGUUUUGGCAAUGUUUUAUCAGGAAACAUAUGUAACACCUUCAAACAAGGACAUUUCUCUAUCGUGUUCGAGUCCAUUGCUCCUUCUCCUGCUCCAGUGUCUCAAUCACCAAAACCGCCACCUCUAGGAGCUCCUCCGAAGCAGGAACAUAAACCGACGGGACACAAGAAGUCGAGAAAGGUUGGGAUCAUAUUGGGGUCGGUGGUUGGAGGGUUGGUGGUUUUAGGUUUGUUGGGGAUUCUUAUGGUGUGUGCGUGUGCGUAUAGAAGGAAGAAGAAGCUGCAAGAGAUGGAAAUGGCUUCCGAGGUUGGGGAAGGGUUACCUAUGACCCGGGUUGGAAGUACAAAAGCACCAUCUGCUCCGGUUACAAGAACCCAACCCACAUUGGAGACCGAAUACGUCCCCUAAAUCUCUAUCACUCUCUUCCAAGAUGUGUAUACCUGCCUGCUCCUUGAUUAUGAUCCAUUCGCUUACCAGUUUCAUCCACACAGUUAAAUUCUUCUUUGACAACAUUUUGUUUGUUCAUUCAUUUUUUUGUGCUGGUAGUGGUGUGUGGGUAGUACAGACAGGGUUAUUGUGUACAUAAUAAUCGUCUGUUGCCUUCCACAAAUUGUUCAGAUUGUGAUGAUUCGUUUGUGGUGUGCUCUUAGGCUCUCAUUUUUACUCCCCUCCCGCAUUGAGAAAGGAAUAAAAUUUGUUGUUAGUUUCUCAUUUGCAACUUUACUCUCUACUGUUGCUUCCAGGUUUAAGCUGUUAUUAUAAGUUGAG